Molecule: messenger RNA, 924 nt
Organism: Cygnus olor (mute swan)
Lineage: Eukaryota; Metazoa; Chordata; Aves; Anseriformes; Anatidae
Product: baculoviral IAP repeat-containing protein 5.1-like
Exons: 5
Coding region: 31-603 (190 amino acids)
Source: RefSeq, a predicted model, not a curated record
UCUAGGUUAUACCAGUUGCAGAAGGUUUAGAUGGAGAUGCUCUUGCAAGAGCUCGUGUCCUCCUCUAAGCUCUUGAGGGACUUUAAAGAGAUGUACGAGUAUGAGAACCGUUUAAAAACCUUUACAAAUUGGCCUUUUGUGAAGAAUUGCAAGUGUGCUCCAGAGAAUGCAGCUGAACUCCACCACAACAGCUCUCUCACUUCCCCUCCUCAGAAGAAGAAGAUGGCAAAGGCGGGCUUUGUACACUGUCCAAAUGCAAAUGAACCAGAUGUGGCAAAAUGCUUCUUUUGCUUGAUAGAACUGGAGGGCUGGAAACCAAAUGAUGACCCAUGGGAGGAACACACAAAACAUCACAGCUGUGGCUUUUUAUCUCUUACUAAGAACUUUGAUGACCUGACAGUGGAGGAAUACUAUGUGUUGGAGAUGACACGGCUAAGAACCUUCCUUUGCAAGACUGGCAGAAGCAUAAUAACUUCUUUUGAAGAAGAAGUCACUGCAACUAGGAAGCGUCUUGUAGACAACUUUUCCAAACAUCAAUACACACCAGAGCUGCCAGUGCUUCUACAUGCUGAUCCUACUUCCCAACCUUCUGAAGGUUCAUAGUACCAGUCCAAAAAAAAAUCCAGGAGAAGUGAAAUGUAAAGACUGACUCUGAAAGUUUCUCUUCUUUAUAUGGUACUAAUAUUCCUAUUCUUAUGCAAGUACUAAUGUAAAGCCAAAUAGUUGUGUGAGAAAGUGUAGGAAACUUUUUAUAUACUCUCUAGGACAAAGGUCAUAACUGUUUGUACUAACUCCUAUCCUUCACAAUGUGCCUGUCAUUAUGUGAACUACUACCAGUCUAACUAGCCUGUGAAUAUAUGAAAAAUGUUUGUUUAUUCUGGUUUAGUAGGUUGAACUUUUUGAAUAAAGAUUCAUAACUCAGUU